AUGACUGAUACUCGACCUCCCUCUGUUCUCACCAUUGCCGGCUCGGACUCCUCUGGAGGAGCUGGCAUUGAAGCCGAUCUCAAGACCAUCACCGUCCAUGGCUGCUACGGUAUGACAACCAUUACCGGUCUCACUGCUCAGAACACCACAGGAGUCGAGAAGAUCCAUCCCAUUGAGGACCAGGGCUUCAUCACCGCUUGUUUGGACGCCGUCUUCUCCGAUGUAGGUGUUGACGUUGUCAAGACUGGUAUGCUCUCUUCUCAGGAGACCAUCACCACCGUCACCAACUACCUGAAGAAGCACCACGCAAACAAGGCCUCAGUCAUUGACCCUGUUCUGUGCUCCACCUCUGGCUCUACCCUCUUCCCUGCUGAGUACGUGUCUGUCUACCUGGAGCUGUUUGGUCUGGCGACUAUUGUCACCCCCAACAUUCCCGAGGCCGUCGAACUGGCCUCUGUCCUUGAGAAGAAGAAGUUUGAGACCCCCAAGACCGUUCAGGACAUGAAGGAUCUAGCCGUUUCUAUUCACAAGACUGGUGCCAAGUGGGUGCUCAUCAAGGGAGGACAUCUGUCGUUCACCAAGGACAAGGAGCCUGCCAAGGAAAACGAUACUGAUAAGGUCGUCAUUGAUGUGCUUUACGAUGGAAAGGACUUUACUGAGCUCGUCAUGCCUUAUAUCACUACCAAGUCUACCCACGGUACCGGUUGCACUCUAGCCUCUGCCAUUGCCUCCAACCUGGCCAAGGGUAAGGACAUUCCCCAGGCGGUUCUUGAGGGAACCCAGUAUAUCCAGAACGCCAUCUUUGAGGCCCACCCUAUUGGUAAGGGACACGGCCCCGUCAACCACACCUACAACAUGCGAGUUCUUCCUUUCCAGAAGGGCCACUUCCUGGACUACCUUCUUUCACACCCCAAGGUUGCACCUGCCUGGAAGCAGUAUGUUGAGCACCCCUUCGUUAUGCAGCUGGCUAAGGGAGACCUCAAGCCGGAGUGUUAUUACUACUUUCUGCAGCAGGACUACCUCUACCUGCGACACUAUGCUCGAGCUGCCGCCCUAUCCGGCUACAAGGCCAAGAACAUUGCUCAGACCGCUGCUGCUGGUGUAAUCAUCGACACUAUCCAGAGCGAGCUUGGUCUGCAUAUUGACCACUGCAAGGAGAACGGUAUGUCUCUUGAGGAGCUCGAGAACUCCGAGGAGGGACUCCAGUGCUACGCCUACACCCGAUACCUUAUUGAUGUAGGAGCUGCUGAAGACUGGCUGGCUCUUCAGUUUGCUACUUCUCCCUGUCUGUUUGGAUACGGAAUUGCUGCUCGAAACGGUAAGAACCACCCCGAGUACAAGCCCGGUAACCGGUACUCUUCUUGGAUCGACAAGUACGUUGAUCCCAAGUUCGGUUGUGCCACUGAGACCGGACGAGCUCUUCUGGAGGAGGAGGCUCCGAAAGUGUCUCCUGAGCGACUGGAGGAGCUCAUUGAGAUCUUCGCCACUGCCACUAAGAUGGAGGUCACUUUCUGGAACAAGGCUCUGACUCUUGGAGAGUAA
This is a messenger RNA of Yarrowia lipolytica CLIB122, 1542 nucleotides long. RefSeq lists its product as uncharacterized. Lineage: Eukaryota; Fungi; Ascomycota; Dipodascomycetes; Dipodascales. Gene Ontology annotation, cellular component: cytosol. The record is from RefSeq and is a predicted model, not a curated record. Gene Ontology annotation, biological process: thiamine biosynthetic process. Gene Ontology annotation, molecular function: phosphomethylpyrimidine kinase activity; hydroxymethylpyrimidine kinase activity.